Messenger RNA from Alligator mississippiensis (American alligator), 2057 nucleotides. It is a transcript of the gene GIMD1, whose product is annotated as GIMAP family P-loop NTPase domain containing 1. Gene Ontology annotation, molecular function: GTP binding. The record is from RefSeq and is a predicted model, not a curated record. Bases 138 to 788 code for a protein of 216 amino acids. The transcript is spliced from 3 exons. NCBI's taxonomy places the organism in Eukaryota, Metazoa, Chordata, Crocodylia, Alligatoridae.
UCUCAGUGUGGUACAUUGCCACUGUCAACUUCAAAGUUCAUACUCAAAAGCAGCACACAUGGAAUACGAAUGAAUCUCGGUAGAGGAAGAAUUUUAAAGAAGAAUAAGACACGCACUUAAGGACAAAGGCAUUUACAAUGCUUGAUGAUAAUGAUAUCACCAUCAACCUGCUCUUGCUGGGAAGGACCCAGAGUGGCAAAAGUGCUCUUGGGAAUAGUCUUCUGGGGAGUUCAGACUUUGACAGCCACCUGUCCCCCAGCUCGGUGACUACAUCUUGCAGCUUUGGAUGCAGCUGUCGCAUCACAGGCAUCACACGGCGAAAUGGCUGUGAACUCUCUCUUCGGGUUCAUGUACUCGACACGCCAGGCUAUUCUCAUAGCAGCCUGAGCAAAGAACAGGUGGUGCAAACUGUAAAAACAGCUUUGGAUCAACACUUCAGAGAUAAGGGCCUUCACUUAGCCCUCUUGGUCUUGAGAGCUGACUUGCCUCUUUGCAAAGACGAGAAUGACCACACAAUUCAGAUGCUACAGGAACUUCUGGGUCCCACAUGGAAGAAUUUCACUGCAGUCUUUCUUACCCAUACAGACAAGGUAGAAGAGGCUGGAUUUAGUGAAGAGGAGUACUUACAUGCUGCCUCAGAUACCCUGUUAACACUCUUGAGCUCAGUACAACACAAAUAUAUUUUUGUAGAAAACAAGGCGCACACACUCAAACAGAAAAGAGUAACAAUCUUAAGGAAAAUCAUGGAUUUUAUAAGACAAAACAGUUACCAGGUAACUUCUAUUUAGAUAAGCAGUGACAAAAAGAAAUAACUUCAGGCAUUGAAAAGAAUUCAAUGGGAAGACAACUCUUAAAACCUAGUCAUGAAUACUUCUGGUGUCUUCAUGUCCAAACCAAUGCUUAUGCCUCUUUACCACAGAUAAAAUAAACUGUUUAGGCUACAAAAGUAAUUAUUAUUAGUAUUUAUAGUAUGCCUAUAAGCGUGGUAUCCACAAGCCAUGACACACUCAGAUAAUAGGUUGAGUUACAAACAGUGCUUUUAAUUUUGUGCUAUUAUGUACUUAGUCACAGAUAUACUAUACAAUAUGUUUAUCUUGCACUUCAGAAGGAGUGCAAGACUGAGAAAAAUAAAGAUUGUGCAUGCUCUUAACUACUGUCAUGCUGCUAUGCACUAGCAUGCUGCCACAUUCUACCUCCAAAGUGGCUGUGGCACACUAGUGGAAGAAGUGUUUAUUACAUUUUGCUCUUAACUCUGCAGUCUUCACAGAGACAAAUUCCUUUGAAGCCCAUGGUUUGUGGAGUUUUCAAAUCCUGAAUGUUGAAAGCUGCAUGAUGUAAAUUUUUCUCAACAUGUUUCAUAAUGAAUUAAAUUAAAUAGUGUGAACUUCUCAAAAAUGUCUGUUUAAUAAGACCUCGUUAGAUAUAUAGUUGAUAAGAUAGUUGGCUCCCAAAUGCUAAAGAUUUUUCAGCGCAUUUAAAAGAAUUACUUAUUUCUGGUUGUUCCCACAUGUACACAAAAUUAGCAUGGUUAUUCUACAGUAUACAGGCAUAUACAAACAUUAAAAAAAAACCCCAAAACACCUGUUCAUCUCGUUUGCAUUGGUUUCUUUUAAUUUAAUAUCCUUGUCCUUUUGCUGUUUUUCCAGCUUACUAGAUAGAGUUCAAAGCCUAGGAAAUUCAGAGAGACUGAAAAAUUAACUUUAUUGUUUAAGUGGUUAGACAGUAGACAUCAAAUUAAUUAAAUGCUAGAUUUUAAGACAUACUGAAAUGUACCUAAUCAGUUAGUGAGGGUUAUUUAAAAGUUUAGUUGUGAACUGAUUUAGUUUUGUCGUUGUCAAUUCAUGAAAAGACACGAAUUAUGAAAACUAUCAAUUUAAGUUCAUCAUACUAAUUGAAGCUAGUUUUAACAUCAUGAUGUGAUGAAUUACAGCAUAGUCUAAAGUAUUAAAAUUGAUUAGCUAUUCCUAUUACAGUGAAGUAUGUGUUUUGUAUAAAAUGUUACUAUGUCCAAAGAAAUUUGAUGGAGACGUUAGAAAAUAAAAAUGGUUUCACUCUUA